GGAGAGGAUAUAAAAUACAAUUUUGAUCAAGUUUUGCCUGGCGAUUCGAUGAAAUUAUGUCAAAUAAAGAGUAAUUCAAAAAUGGUUAAAAAAGCUGAACUUAAAAAGAAGGAGAAAGAAUUAAAAAAACGUAAAAGACAAAUUACUCACAAAAAUAAACAAAUUAAAAUUUUACAACAACGUGUAACUGAACUUGAGCGAGAUAAACAGUCAGAUCGGCAAUUAAUUGAGCGAAUGCAAAAUGCUAAUGAUCGAAUGCAAAAUGCUAAUGAUGGUUUAACUCAAAGAGUUGAAUUUCUAACGAAUAGACUUUUAGGAUACGAGCCGAAUAACCAACAGCAGCAGCAACCGAAUAAUAACAUUGGUGGUGGUAAUGAACAAAAUCUGCAGCUUCAGCCCAUUAUAAAUAACAACAACCUUGGACAGAAUAUUCCUGCUGGUGGUGCUUUUGGACAAGUAAAAAGACAUUUAAUAUCAUGGGAGCACUAA
This is a messenger RNA of Meloidogyne enterolobii, 489 nucleotides long. Lineage: Eukaryota; Metazoa; Nematoda; Chromadorea; Rhabditida; Meloidogynidae. The record is from the annotation of a GenBank genome assembly.